CAUCUUCCUCAAAUACAAAAGUCGGGUACGAAAGGGAAGAAAACAAGAUAAAGAAAAUGGCGAAGACCCUUCUCUUUCUCGUUCCUCUCAUCCUUCUCUCCCUCCCUCCUUCUUCUUCUUCUUCUCCGCUUCCGAAUCUCACCCAAAACCCUAACCCUAAACCUAAUUCAGCAUUCGACGAGCUCAAAAGCAACGGCUUUCCGAUCGGAUUGCUACCUUCCAGCAUCUCCAAUUACAGUCUCGAUCGCAGCUCUGGCGAUUUCUUGGUCCACCUCCCCGACUCCUGCCAGAUCACGCUUCCGCCUGACAACUACCUCGCCACGUACUCCCGUCGGAUCACUGGGAAGCUUGUGGAAGGACGGAUUGCGGAGCUCGAUGGAAUCCGAGUGAGGGCUUUCUUCAAGUGGUGGUCCAUCACUGGGAUCCGAUCGAGCGGCGAGAAUCUGGUCUUUGAGGUUGGUGUUGUGACCGCUAAGUAUCCCUCCAAGAACUUCGAUGAGAUCCCGGAGUGCGAGGGCCAGGGGCGUUCUUCUUCUUAGGCAUCAGUAGCGCUGUAUCUGAGGUCCUUGCUUAAUAGGAUGUGUGAGGUAGGAUCUCAUGUCUCAAGGUAACAAACUACUGCUUUUAGAUGCUAUCUAACUAUCUAAAUGGUUGUACUCUUAUUGAUGCCCAUUUGUAUUAUUACAUGCCACGCAUGUACCUGUAAAAGAUUUCAUUUCUCCUUCUAUGCUAAACUAAGAACUUUCUAUCA
Molecule: messenger RNA, 751 nt
Organism: Magnolia sinica
Lineage: Eukaryota; Viridiplantae; Streptophyta; Magnoliopsida; Magnoliales; Magnoliaceae
Exons: 2
Coding region: 57-539 (160 amino acids)
Source: RefSeq, a predicted model, not a curated record